AUGCCACUCCGUCGUCCCGUGCUCCCGGCCCCCAAAAAGUCACCCAACUCUCCAUCAUCACCAACGGGAUUUAUUGCCUCGGCACUUUUCGAGCAUCAAGCCAAAUCCGUUCAUUCAUUGCAUGUGCCAAGUAUGAGACAUUAUAACUUGAGUCGAAUCAAUGAGAACGAACUACAGGAUGCAAUUGAGUCACUUCCCCAACGCGCUCGUCGACUUAGUUGGGUGAUUCACAGCAAAAUUCAUUUCUAUGAACCUCCACCAUUGAUCUCGUUGAUUAUGUACAUUUUCACGAUGACUCUCUUCAUACUCACGUUUCCUUGGUGUCUUUUUGUGUGUGUUAAGGUAGCCAAAGAAUAUGAACGAGUAGUCGUUUUUCGACUUGGUCGACUAAUAUCUGGAGGCACAAAAGGACCUGGUGCAUUUUUUGUUCUUCCAUGUAUUGACACUUGUAAAUUUGUGGAUUUAAGAGUUCUAACAUUUGAUGUACCGCCACAAGAAAUUCUAUCAAAAGAUUCGGUGACAGUCUCCGUGGAAGCUGUAAUAUAUUUUCGGGUUUGUAAUCCGGUCGUCUCGGUGACGAAUGUGAAUGAUGCUAUUUUCAGCACAAAACUUUUGGCGCAAACAACUCUAAGAAACGUGCUCGGCACAAAGACUUUGAGUGAGAUUUUGUCGGAACGAGAUGCUAUUGCAACGAUUACAGAACAAGUGCUAGACGAAGGGACAGUGCCAUGGGGAGUAAAAGUUGAACGAGUGGAGAUCAAAGAUAUCCGUCUCCCAUAUCAAUUAAUGAGGAGUAUGGCAGCCGAAGCUGAAGCAGCACGUGAUGCAAGAGCGGCUGUGAUUGCUGCUGAUGGAGAGAAAUAUGCAAGCAGAUGUCUUCGAGAAGCCGCGGAUACAAUCAGUAGCAACAAAGUGACAAUACAGUUACGCUAUUUACAGACUUUGAUCAAAGUUUCUUCCGAGAGAAAUCACACAAUAGUGAUCCCUUUUCCAAUUGAACUGGCAAGACAUGUGAUUAAAAAGAUUGAAGCAAUGCAUACAAAGAAAUCU
Molecule: messenger RNA, 1050 nt
Organism: Mesorhabditis belari
Lineage: Eukaryota; Metazoa; Nematoda; Chromadorea; Rhabditida; Rhabditidae
Source: the annotation of a GenBank genome assembly